Osmerus eperlanus (European smelt) is the source of this 2318-nucleotide messenger RNA. RefSeq lists its product as uncharacterized. The transcript is spliced from 2 exons. Bases 1170 to 2180 code for a protein of 336 amino acids. NCBI's taxonomy places the organism in Eukaryota, Metazoa, Chordata, Actinopteri, Osmeriformes, Osmeridae. The record is from RefSeq and is a predicted model, not a curated record.
UUAACAAUGUAACAGUACGUUUUCCUGACUAUUGCAAUGUGUAAUUUAUUGUGAUGCAUGUGUUUUUUUUAGGCAACAUAAUCAAGGGCAGAGAAGAAUCCGAAAAACACGAAAGAAGCUUCAUAAACAAAUACAAGAACUAAAGGUUCUGUUGAAAAAAGAAACACAAAAAACACAAAAGUACAAGAAAAAACUCCAGCGCAUUAAAAAGAAAAAUGCAUCUCCACGCACAAAGGUAAACAAACAGUUGAGACAGCUUCCAAAUGUGGCCAUUCGGAAGACUCUUUUGUUUCAUGAAGCUCUGGUGGAGGAAAUCCGAAACAAGUACAAAAAUGCACAGGGGGAGAGGGAAAAGCAAAUUAUUUCAAAAGUGAUAAUAGGAAAAGCUCUAAAAAAGUACAGAAUGCAACGCUUUGCUCUAAAUUCAUUGGGCUUUUCAACUAAAAGAUGCAAAAAUGAGAACACUAAGGUCAACUACAUAUACCAACGGAAGCGGAACAACAGAGGUGCGGAUGGUCUGAUAAGCAGAGGGAUUUUUACUCAAGGGAUGACGUGAGUCGCAUCACAACUGGGAAGAGGCAGACCCUCACUCAGAAGAAAAGCAAAAACGGUUCCUUUUGGAUACCAUGAAAAAUGUGCACAGGAAGUUUUUGGCUGAAGAACAAAGCUCCAUCUCUUACUCUUCUGUAAGCUCAGACCUUUUUGGGUUGUUCAUCCGACUCUGAGUGAUCGGGAAACGUGCAUGUGCAAGAUGCAUGAGAAUCUGGGUUUUCUUGUGCAGAAGCUACACUACUUGAAAGUAAUCAGCACCGUCAACCUGGAUGACCUUGUAAAAGAGAUCUCAUGUAAGACAGAAAACAUAAAGUGCAUGUAUGGAGAAUGUUCUGAGUGCAAGGACCUCUCUUGUCCAGUCUCUACAGAGUACAAUCCAGAGAAUUAAGUGUGUUUUAUCCAGUGGGUAGUUGAGGACAAGCAGCACAAGAAUGACCCCGAUGGCAAAACAUCUAAAAUCACAAUCAAAAAAGAGUUCCAGACCACUCAAGAAAAACUGCUGGAACAGCUCAACCUGCUGCUGCACAGGUUUAAGAGACACACUUUUAACAUAAAAAAUCAGUUUACCCACUACAGGGCAUUGAGACAAAACUUAAAAGCACAUGAAUGCGUAAUUCAUGUUGACUUUUCAGAAAAUUACCUCUGCAAGUACAACACAAAUACAAGCAGUCCACUUCGGAGCAUCACAUCAGCAGGCAACCCUGCACACAGGUGUGCUUUAUGUGCAUGCAACCCCUCACCCAAUGUCCUUCUGCACAGUAUCACCCUCAAGAAUAAAGGGCCCACCAGCAAUCUGGCAGCACUUAUCACCAGUGCUUGAUCAUGUGCAGAGUGCACAUCCAGAGGUCUCUACGAUACAUUUUUACAGUGAUGGCCCUUGUACGCAGUACAAACAAGGUAAUUUUUUCUUGUUUUGUACUGAGCUGUUCAUGCGAGGAUUCACUGCCGGGACAUGGAACUUUUUUGAGGCGAGUCACGGGAAGGGUGCCCCGGAUGGUGUGGGAGGGGCCCUGAAGAGGAGGGCUGACGGUCUAGUCAGCCAAGGAAGAGACAUUCCGGAUGCUGCAGAGCUGUUUGCUGUGUUGCAAGAGACAAACACAAAAAUCAAGCUGUUUUUUGUCAGCGAAGAAGCAGUUGAUAAAGCAGUUUCUGAGAUGCCCAAUGAUGUGCCACCAGUUCCGUCCACUAUGAGGAUCCAUCAGGUAGUGUCCCAAGCCCAUGGAGAACUGAUAUACAGGGACGUCAGCUGCUUGUGCACAGCAACCCAAAAUCUGAACUGCCGGGUUAAUGCAAAGCAUUUCAAGUUCAGCAAUAAGCAGACAGCUCCCAUGGCUCCCACAGUGACAGAAGUUCAGUGGCAAAGUCCUGAAGUUGUUGGCAAAUGGUGUGUGCUGAAGUACGAUGGUGAUAUGUACCCUGGUGUCAUCACAGAUACAAGUGAAACACAUGUUGAGGUCCGUUGUAUGCAGAAGAUUGGAGUCAACAGAUUUUUCUGGCCAGCCCGCGACGACAUCCUUUGGUACUUGUUUGAGGACAUUGUGUGCAUCAUCCCACCCACACGGGCAGUCACAGGUCGUCACAUGGAAAUUGAGAGCGAAGUCUGGGCCAAACUAGAGACAGCUUUUUAGAAAAGGUCAGGCAAGUGGUUUUCAUUAAUUGAGUGCAAUUCUAGCUAAAACACUGUUGGAUGUAGUUUCUGCAAAUGAAUAUGUUUUGUUUUGUACAUGAAGAUGGAGAGAAACCAGGAUCCAGACACACCCACCAUG